Ailuropoda melanoleuca (giant panda) is the source of this 1110-nucleotide messenger RNA. RefSeq names its product partner of NOB1 homolog (gene PNO1). Bases 75 to 833 code for a protein of 252 amino acids. Gene Ontology annotation, cellular component: nucleus. The record is from RefSeq and is a predicted model, not a curated record. Gene Ontology annotation, molecular function: RNA binding. The transcript is spliced from 7 exons. Lineage: Eukaryota; Metazoa; Chordata; Mammalia; Carnivora; Ursidae.
CGCCUGCGCCUGCGCCGUGCAGCGGCGCACGCGUUCGAGCCGGAAGCACAUGUUGGAGCUGGAGGUUCCUGGGGAUGGAACCGGAGAUGGAGGCGCAGAACGCUGGGGCCGAGGACGGCUUCACCCAAGUCACGCACAAGGGUGGCCGGCGGGCGAAGAAACGGCAGGCUGAGCAGCUGUCCGCCAUGGGGGACAGCGGGGACGCGGGCCGCAUGGACACGGAGGAAGCCAGGCCCGCGAAGAGGCCCGUUUUCCCGCCCCUCGCCGGGGAUGGAUUCCUGGGUGGGAAAGAAGAAACAAGGAAAAUUCCAGUCCCAGCUAACAGAUACACGCCAUUAAAAGAGAACUGGAUGAAGAUAUUUACUCCUAUUGUGGAACAUUUGGGACUUCAGAUACGGUUUAACUUGAAAUCGAGGAAUGUAGAAAUUAGGACUUGUAAAGAAACCAAGGAUGUUAGUGCCCUGACAAAAGCAGCUGAUUUUGUGAAAGCCUUUAUUCUUGGGUUUCAGGUGGAGGACGCACUUGCCCUCAUUAGGUUGGAUGACCUCUUCCUAGAGUCUUUUGAAAUUACAGAUGUGAAGCCCCUAAAGGGAGACCACCUGUCAAGGGCAAUAGGAAGAAUCGCUGGCAAAGGAGGAAAAACCAAAUUCACCAUUGAGAACGUGACACGGACACGGAUAGUUUUGGCUGAUGUGAAAGUUCACAUCCUUGGAUCUUUCCAAAACAUCAAAAUGGCAAGAACUGCUAUUUGCAACCUCAUCCUGGGAAAUCCUCCAUCAAAGGUUUAUGGCAAUAUCCGAGCCGUGGCUAGCAGAGCAGCAGAUCGAUUCUGAUUUCAAAUCAGAGACUUUUUAUCUUGAAUUUGGACUCUAGAGAAAAAGCCCUUGCCCUCAGCAUGUGGUGAUAAGAAACCAUGUGAAGAAUUUUUCAGUCACUUUGAGCCUCCAUCGCUUCUUCUGUUCUCAGCCAGAAGCAUCAACAGAAAGGUUUGAUAAUAUUCUCAUGCAGCAACUUGAGGAUAAUUCCUGUAUCUGAAUUUAGUACCAUAAUUAUACUUACACAUUAUAAUUUAUCACUUCAUUUUAAAUAAAAGAUUUACAUAGUUUAUAA